AUGUCCUGGACGCGCAAGGCCACACGGCCAUUCUCCUCACCCUCGGUCUACGCGCCCACGCUCCCAUAUGAGUGCGGCGGCGCGCGCGAGUACAACAGCUACAUCCUCUACGGACUCGCACUGGGAAUCCCCUACCUACUCAAGCGCCUCCUCAGCCUCAGCCUCGGCAGUUAUCUAGUUCUGACAGCCAUCCUGGCGCUGCCGAUCGGGGCAUUAUCUCUUGUCGCGCACUCGUGGAUAGUCAGCACACCGACGGAGCAAAUCUGCGCAUUGCCGAAUGAACCACUGGAAAAGUACAUUACGAUUCUGGAGAAGGAGCUCAAGGCCAAGUACCACGGCGGGAAGAAAAUCCCAAUGGAGGAGUUUUUCGAAAACUACUUUGACGGCAACAUUGAUCUUACGGGCGACGCACUGGAGAUUUUCGAAAAGCGUUAUGACUGGGCGUUUUUCCCAAUUACACUGAAUGUGGCCAAGUUCUUCUUCACACAGUGGAUUCCUGAGCUGAUCUGGCACUCGAAGAAGCAGGAUGAGACGCAGGUGCGUGACCACUAUGAUCGAGGCGACGACUUUUAUGCGGCGUUUUUGGGUGACCGCAUGGUGUACACUUCGGGGCUAAUUGGGGACGAGACACGGCGCGAAACGCUGGAGGAACUGCAGGAUAACAAGAUGCGCGAUGUCUGCGAGCGCAUCCGUAUGCAGCCAGGCGACCGCCACUUGGACAUUGGCUGCGGCUGGGGCACUCUGGCAGCAUUCGCGGCGCGCAAUUAUGGCACUGAGUCUGUCGGCAUCACGCUGGGCCGCAACCAAACGGCCUUUGGCAAUGAGCGCGCAGAGCAGUGGGGCGUUGGCGACAGCACACGCAUUCUCUGCAUGGACUACCGCGAUAUCCCCCGGCGCCCUCGGUACAACCGCAUUACGUGCCUGGAGAUGGCCGAGCAUGUCGGCGUGCGCAAGUUCCAGGACUUUUUGCUUCAGGUCAAGGAUAUGCUGGAGGACGACGGGCUUUUCUACCUGCAGAUCGCUGGGCUGCGCGGCGCCUGGCAAUACGAGGACUUUAGCUGGGGCCUGUUCAUGGCCAAGUACAUUUUCCCUGGGGCGGAUGCCUCGUGCCCGCUCAACUGGGUGGUUGCCCAGCUGGAGACCGCCGGCUUCGAGGUGCGUACCGUGGAGACUGUUGGCGUGCACUACUCGGUGACCUUGGGCCGCUGGUAUGAGAACUGGAUGCGCAAUAAGGAGCAGAUCAUGAAGACUUAUGGCAAGCGUUGGUUCCGCGUCUGGGAGAUCUUCCUGGCCUGGUCGGUUAUUAUUUCACGCCAGGGGUCGGCUAGCUGCUACCAGAUUCUGGCCCACAAGAACCGCAACGCCUUUGACCGCACGGCGCUGAUGCGUGCGCCCAUGGGCGUUGAGAUGCCGAGCGGAUCGGUCCAAUAA
Kickxella alabastrina is the source of this 1431-nucleotide messenger RNA. RefSeq names its product Mycolic acid cyclopropane synthetase-domain-containing protein. Bases 1 to 1431 code for a protein of 476 amino acids. NCBI's taxonomy places the organism in Eukaryota, Fungi, Kickxellomycota, Kickxellomycetes, Kickxellales, Kickxellaceae. The record is from RefSeq and is a predicted model, not a curated record. The transcript has a single exon. Gene Ontology annotation, biological process: cellular response to biotic stimulus.